Molecule: messenger RNA, 2570 nt
Organism: Cebus imitator (Panamanian white-faced capuchin)
Lineage: Eukaryota; Metazoa; Chordata; Mammalia; Primates; Cebidae
Gene: TNS4
Product: tensin 4
Exons: 14
Coding region: 305-2449 (714 amino acids)
Molecular function (GO): protein binding
Source: RefSeq, a predicted model, not a curated record
UCCUCACCUGGACUGUGAGUCGUCGUGAUCCAGUAGUGAAUGCAACAGCCUGCCCACCUGUGGACGCCAGCUGUCCCGGGAAGGAGGGAGCACAGAGGCCGGCUCCUUUCCACUGCCAUUUAUAGACAACUUCCCAUGCCUGGAAUGCCCCGCCCCCUGCAGAACCUGGCCAAGGCAAAGUCUGGCAUCAGACCUACCAGAGCCGCAGGGAUCCUGGGAGCUUCUGGCUGGCAAAUGCGAUCUAUGGGAUGUCAGUGAGGCUGGCUGAAAACCAGAGUUAAACGCAGAGGUCACCAUCCCCACCAUGUCCCAGGUGAUGUCCAGCCCACUGCUGGCAGGAAGCCACACUGUCAGCUUGACACCUCAUGAUGAGCCCAGGAGGUCCCUGCACCCAGCACCCAGCCCCAGCCUGCCGCCCCAGUGCUCUUACUACACCACAGAAGGCUGGAGAGCCCAGGCCCUGAUGGCCCCCAUGCCCUGCAUGGGGCCCCCUGGCAGACUCCAGCAAGCCCCACAGGUGGAGGCCAAAGCCACCUGCUUCCUGCCCUCCCCUGGUGAGCAAGCCUUGGGGACCCUGGAGGACCUUGACUCCUACAUUGACUUCUCACUGGAGAGCCUCAAUCAGAUGAUCCUGGAACUGGACCCCACCUUCCAACUGCUUCCCCCAGGGACUGGGGGCCCCCAGGCUGAGCCGACCCAGAGCACCACGUCAAUCAGAAAGGAGGAAACUGAAGCCUUGGAUAUAAAGUACAUCGAGGUGACCUCCGCCAGAUCCAGGUGCCACGAUGGCCCCCAGCGCUGCUCCAGCCCCACUGUCACCCCACCCUUCGGCUCGCCUCGCAGCGGUGGCCUCCUCCUUUCCAGAGAUGUCCCCCGAGAGACCCGAAGCAGCAGUGAGAGCCUCAUCUUCUCUGGGAACCAGGGCAGGGAGCACCAGCGCCCUCUGCCCCCCUCAGAGGGUCUCUCCCCUCAACCCCCACAUUCCCCCAGCAUCUCCAUCCCUUACAUGGGGAGCAAGGCCUCAGGCUCCCAUGGCUGGGGCUCCCCGCUGGUGGCUUCUCCAAGAUUGGAGAAGAGGCUGGGAGGCCUGGCCCCACAGCAGGGCAGCAGGGUCUCCAUGCUGUCAGCCAGCCCAUUGUCUGAUGUCAGCUAUACGUUUGGAAGCAGCCAGUCCCUCCAGCACUCCAGCAUCUCCAGCCAUCAGUCAUCUUCCAGAUCCUUGGAAAGUCCUGCCAGCUCUUCCUCCAGCCUCCACAGCCUUGGCUCAGUGUCCCUUUGUACGAGACCCAGUGACUUCCAGGCUCCCAGAAACCCCACCCUAACCAUGGGCCAACCCAGAUCACCCCACUCUCCACCACUGGCCAAAGAACAUGCCAGCAGUUGCCCCCCAUCCAUCACCAACUCCAUGGCGGACAUACCCAUUGUGCUGAUCAACGGCUACCCAGAACCAGGGUCUUCUCCACCCCAGCGGAUCCCAGGACACCAGGGCUCUGUCCGACCUGGAGCAGCUUCUCCCAGGAACCCCUGUCCAGCCACCAGGAGUCACAGCCAGACCCUGUCAGACGACCCCUUCACCACGUGCCCAGAGGGUCCCAUCAGGGACAUGCAGCCUACCAUGAAGUUUGUGAUGGACACAUCUAAAUACUGGUUUAAGCCAAACAUCACCCGAGAGCAAGCAAUCGAGCUGCUGAGGAAGGAGAAGCCAGGGGCUUUUGUCAUAAGGGACAGCUCUUCAUACCGAGGCUCCUUCGGCCUGGCCCUGAAGGUGCAAGAGGCCCCCGAAUCUGCCCAGAACCGACCAGGAGAGGACAGCAAUGACCUUAUCCGACACUUCCUCAUCGAGUCUUCCGCCAAAGGAGUGCAUCUCAAAGGAGCAGAUGAGGAGCCCUAUUUUGGGAGCCUCUCUGCCUUCGUGUGCCAGCAUUCCAUCAUGGCCCUGGCCCUGCCCUGCAAACUCGCCAUCCCGCAGAAAGAACUGGGUGGUGCAGACGCGGCCUCGGACUCUGCAGACAGCCUAGCCUCCUGCCAGAAGAAAUCUGUGGACUGCCACACCCUGUACCUGAGCUCGGUGAGUGUGGAGACCCUGACUGGAGCCCUGGCUGUGCAGAAGGCCAUCUCCGCCACCUUUGAGAGGGAUGUCCUCCCCACACCCACCGUGGUCCACUUCAAAGUUACAGAGCAGGGCAUUACCCUGACCGAUGUCCAGAGGAAGGUGUUUUUCCGGCGACAUUACCCACUCACCACCCUCCGCUUCUGUGGUAUGGACCCUGAGCAACGGAAGUGGCAGAAGUACUGCAAGCCCUCCUGGAUCUUUGGGUUUGUGGCCAAAAACCAGACAGAGCCUCAGGAGAAUGUGUGCCACCUCUUUGCGGAGUAUGACACGGUCCAGCCAGCCUCGAAGGUCAUCAGCCUGGUGACUGCUCUGCUGCAGGAUGCAGAAAGGAUGUAGGGGAGGGACUGCCUGUGCACCUGCCCGACGCCUCCAGGGGCUCGCUCAGGGGCCCUCCUUUACCCCCUGAAUGGGCGUGGCUUGUGGCCAUAUUGGAUUGGCAUCAAUUCAAUUGGGAUUG